GAAGAAAACCUCCCGCCCCAUAGAGGGGUUAAAGUUCUUCACAGCGUCACGUGGUCAGUUGGCGCAUGCUCAGGAGCUUCUUUCCUCUGGUUAGUUUCACUUCACAGCACGCGCUCGGUCUCAUCUCUUAACAUGAAGCUGACCGCAUUCUUCUUCUGUGGUUGUUUAUUCAGCAGCGUCGGUCCGCCUGCAGCAGCGGCUCCUCACCAGGUGUCUCCAGCUGAACCUCAGGCCGACUCACCUAUCCAGGUGUCCGUGGCCGCCGGCGCCGACGUGCUCCUCCCGUGCAGCCGGCCCGGAUCCGCCGGGUUCUUGGCGGUGGAGUGGACCCGGGUCGACGGCCCGUCGCUGGUCCCGUCGCUGGUCACGGUCCUCGUCUUCCGCGAUGGGGAGGAGCUUGUGAAGGAGAAGGCGGCGGACUACGUGGGAAGGACGCAUCUGAUGGAGAACGGCUCCCUGAAGCUGCUGGGGGUCCGACCGCGAGACAGCGGCACCUACAGCUGCGUCCAGGUGCUGCGUUCAGGACCCCCGACGAAGCCCGUCCUCGUGUCUCUGUCCGUCGCUCAGGUGUCUCAGGUCUACAUGUCCAUCCGGCGGUCUCCAGACGACCAGCUGCUCGUCCUCUGUGAGUCCAGCGGCUGGACUCCGGCGCCCCUCGUGUCCCUGCAGGACUCCGGCGGUCGCGUCCUGGCGGCUCAGACCGAGUCUUCGGUCGGACCGGACGGCCUCUACGCCGUCAGCGCUCUUGUUAACGUGGCAGCAGCUGGAGGAAGUAGUCCUCUGGUCUGCAAAGUGGAGAUACCUGCGCUCGGUCUGGCCAAUCAGGAGCAGCUUCACAUCACAGACGACUUCCAUCAGGACGGACUCGCCGGUCGUCUGCUGCUGGUCGUCUACUUCGUGGUCGGCAGCGCCGCCACCACCGCCGCCGUGCUCGUCAUCCUUCCGCUGCAGACGAUCAAGAAGUUGCGAUCUGUGACGCAACGUCUGACAGCGUUCUGCAUGACGAUGAUCUCAAGGGACAAAGAGAAGGGACCAGAAGACUAUGGAGACAUCAACUACGUGGAAACGACCGGAUCCUCUCAAGUCAUACCCAGAAAAAACGAGGUGGACGCCACAGGACUUGAAGCGUCCCACGAGCUGGCAAAGGGAGACCUGGAGGAGAUGAACAAGUACAAACAGAUGAUCUUCAGCAUUGGGGAAAACCUUCGUGUCCCCCCCGCUCUGAUCGCUGCCAUCAUCUCCAGACAGUCUCGGGCUGGAGCCGCGCUGAGCUCCAGCGGCUACGGAGCGCACGAUGCCGACUCCUUCGGCCUCAUGCAGAUCAAUAAGCGCUACCACGCGGUGAAAGGAGGUCCAUUCAGUGAGGAGCACGUGGACCAAGGAGUCACCUUCCUGAUCCAGCUCAUCAAGACCAUGAAGAGGACCAAGCCUGGCUGGACCACCGGAGACCAGCUGAAAGGAGCUCUGGCUUGUUACAUCUCUGGCGAGGACCGAGUCCUCCCGCUGACCUCCGAUCAGCUGGACAGCGUGACGCCGCGCGGAGACUUCGCCAACGACGUGGUCGCCAGAGCGCACUGGUUCUCCACCCAGGGCUUCUGACCUCGCUCAACUUCCUCCUCCACUUCCUCCUUCUUCUUCUGGGGUUCUCAGGGGGACAUCACUUCCUCCUCCACGUCCUCCUCCACUUCCUCCUCCUUCUUCUUCUGGUGUUCUCAGGGGGACAUCACUUCCUCCUCCACUUCCUCCUUCUUCUUCUGGUGUUCUCAGGGGGACAUCACUUCCUCCUCCACUUCCUCCUUCUUCUUCUGGUGUUCUCAGGGGGACAUCACUUCCUCCUCCACUUCCUCCUUCUUCUUCUGGGGUUCUCAGGGGGACAUCACGUCCUCCUCCACUUCCUCCUUCUUCUUCUGGGGUUCUCAGGGGGACAUCACUUCCUCCUCCACGUCCUCCUCCACUUCCUCCUCCUUCUUCUUCUGGUGUUCUCAGGGGGACAUCACUUCCUCCUCCACUUCCUCCUUCUUCUUCUGGUGUUCUCAGGGGGACAUCACUUCCUCCUCCACUUCCUCCUUCUUCUUCUGGGGUUCUCAGGGGGACAUCACGUCCUCCUCCACUUCCUCCUUCUUCUUCUGGGGUUCUCAGGGGGACAUCACGUCCUCCUCCACUUCCUCCUUCUUCUUCUGGGGUUCUCAGGGGGAUCCUGUGGUCCAGACCCUCAGACUCUGGUCCUCCGUUACGAGGCAGUUUGUGGAGCUGCUUUUCAUUUUGCAGUGUUUAGAAAGUAUUAAAAGUGAUUUAAGGCGUUUUUAAUCAUAUUUAACACACAUAAUUGGUCAUUUUGUCUGUAAACUUCAGAAGACGUUGAAGAAUGUAGUUUCAGAUGUUUUGUUGUAAAUUAUAUUAUUGUAAUAUUCCCAGAGAUUUAAGAAGUAUAUUUAUAUAACAUAUUUUAUGGUUUGUUACAUUUCAAAGUGUUGAAUAAAACGUGUUUCUAUGUCGCUGAA
This is a messenger RNA of Cyclopterus lumpus (lumpfish), 2501 nucleotides long. RefSeq lists its product as uncharacterized. Lineage: Eukaryota; Metazoa; Chordata; Actinopteri; Perciformes; Cyclopteridae. Gene Ontology annotation, molecular function: lysozyme activity. The record is from RefSeq and is a predicted model, not a curated record. Bases 133 to 1599 code for a protein of 488 amino acids. Gene Ontology annotation, biological process: peptidoglycan catabolic process. The transcript has 12 exons.